Lolium rigidum is the source of this 1572-nucleotide messenger RNA. RefSeq names its product DNA-directed RNA polymerases I and III subunit rpac1-like. Bases 192 to 1373 code for a protein of 393 amino acids. Gene Ontology annotation, molecular function: protein dimerization activity; DNA binding. Lineage: Eukaryota; Viridiplantae; Streptophyta; Magnoliopsida; Poales; Poaceae. The record is from RefSeq and is a predicted model, not a curated record. Gene Ontology annotation, cellular component: RNA polymerase I complex; RNA polymerase III complex. The transcript is spliced from 9 exons. Gene Ontology annotation, biological process: DNA-templated transcription.
CCAUCCCCAAACCCCAGCCGCCGCCGCUGUCACCUCUCACCGUUUCGCCGCUAGCAUCCAGUGACGGCGCUCCCUCUUCCCUCUUCUUCGAUCUCCCAUCUUCUUUGAACACAGCCGCCGCCUGCCUCCAGCCCAGGAGUGAACGAGAGGUCAGGCAAGGAAGCAUACCGAAGAAGGACCCCGAAUCCUCCAUGGACAUCGAUGAUGCGCCCGCGCAACCGCGAAACAAGCUUCCGGACCACCUUGAGCUCCAGCGCACCCGUGUUGUCUGCAAGGCCGAUGCCCCCACUCAUACUGAAGGAUUUCAAUACUCGGGUGCUUUUGCUGCUAUGGGAGUUGAUAAUAGUGUAUCAGUGGAGAAGUUCUGCAGUGACUUCAAAAUCAAGAUUAAUCGACUUACAGAGGAUGAUAUGGAGUUUGAUAUGAUUGGUGUUGAUGCAUCCAUAGCUAAUGCUUUCCGCAGAAUCCUCAUUGCAGAGGUUCCUACAAUGGCUAUUGAGAAAGUCUUGAUGGUUGACAACACCUCAGUUAUAGCAGAUGAGGUCCUUUCGCAUCGACUAGGCCUUAUUCCACUUGAUGCAGAUCCAAGGCUUUUUGACUAUAUCUCCAAUGAUACGCCAAGUGAGAGGAAUACUAUUGUAUACAAACUGCAUGUUUCAUGUGCAAAGGGUUCCCAACGUCUCACAGUGAAGUCUGGUCAAUUGGAGUGGUUGCCAGAAGGUAGCCAGUUGACUAUUGCAUCUCCUGCGCAGCCUGGGGAAAAACCGAAGACCUAUACAUCCUUUGGUCAAAGCCAAAAGAAGAUGUCUGAAAGGCCUCUCGGUGUGAAGUAUGAAGAUAUAACGAUUGCAAGGCUUGGACCAGGACAGGCUAUUGAGCUUGAGGCACAUGCUGUUAAGGGAGUGGGGAAAGUUCAUGCGAAGUGGUCUCCAGUUGCUACAGCCUGGUACAGGAUGCUCCCUGAGGUUGUUCUUCUCAAAGAAUUUACAGAUGGCGAUGCUGAGCAGCUAGUGAAAAAAUGCCCAGUUAAUGUUUUUGACAUUGAAGAACUAGGAAAUGGUAAGAAGAGAGCAGUUGUUGCAAAGCCAAGAGCCUGCACCCUUUGUAGGGAAUGCAUUAAAGUCGCUGCUGAUAAAGUAAAAGUGACCAAAGCCAAAGUAGAUGGUAAAGACAAAGCAGAUGGCAAAGUAGAUGAAGGGAAAGCAGAAGUGGACGAUGUUGAGGUAGAACCUCAAAUAGAGCUACGUCGUGUUAGAGACCACUUCAUUUUUACAAUUGAGUCCACGGGAGCUCUUCCCCCAGAAGUGCUCUUCAAAGAAGCGGUGAAGAUCCUCGAGGAGAAGUGUGAGCGAGUGAUAUCUGAGCUUUCCUGAUUCUGAUACAAAGUUUUGAGUACUCCAUUCUGCUGUGCGCGGACGCUUUAUCUUGGAUUAUGGUUAUUGUAUAACUCUGGAGCCACAUUCAGCAAUCAUCUAACUAGAAUAGAAGUAAAAUAGCAAGUUAAUUAGUGAGCUGGAAUAUGUAUGGUGGCGUUUGGAUGGGGGUAUGGAAACUUUUUUGUGCACUAAAUCA